Coniophora puteana RWD-64-598 SS2 is the source of this 1203-nucleotide messenger RNA. RefSeq names its product glycosyltransferase family 58 protein. The coding region runs from base 1 to 1203 and encodes 400 amino acids. Lineage: Eukaryota; Fungi; Basidiomycota; Agaricomycetes; Boletales; Coniophoraceae. Gene Ontology annotation, cellular component: endoplasmic reticulum. The record is from RefSeq and is a predicted model, not a curated record. Gene Ontology annotation, molecular function: dol-P-Man:Man(5)GlcNAc(2)-PP-Dol alpha-1,3-mannosyltransferase activity. The transcript is spliced from 6 exons.
AUGCUUCGAUUAUGUCGGACGUUACUACUUGACCGUCGAUACUUUUGGCUCGUCGCAGUUUCACUUCUUGCUAUAGACGCCCUCUUUACUCAGCUCAUUGUUCGUUUCGUUCCUUACACAGAAAUUGAUUGGGAGACAUACAUGAUUCACAUCGACCUUUACCUCAAAGGUGAACGCGACUAUACUAGUCUCACAGGCCCUACGGGUCCUCUUGUUUAUCCCGCAGGACACGUCUAUAUACACAAUUUCUUGCAUUACGUGACCAGCGGUGGACGAAACAUCAGACUUGCCCAGCAUAUCUAUGGUGUAUUGUAUCUCCUCUCUCAGGUGCUUGUCUUCGCCAUCUAUCGCCAUGCAGAGGCCCCGAACUGGUCCAUAAUACCUCUGAUAUUUAGCAGACGCUUGCACUCUAUUUAUACCCUGCGUCUCUUCAAUGAUUGCUGGUCUGUAGUUAUGGCUCAAGGUGCCAUACUUGCAUUUCAAAAUGCAUGGGACAUGGUCGGUAUGAUCAUGUUUAGUGCUGCUUUAUCUGUAAAGAUGUCUGUUCUUCUGUACCUACCUGGACUUCUCGUGGUUCUUCUCAAGCGCAAUGGCGUCCUCGGUCUACUGCGACAGCUCCUCGUCUUGGGAAGUUCACAAGUUCUCUUGGGCCUUCCCUUUCUUCAACACAACGCCAAAUCUUAUUUGUCUUGUGCCUUUGAUCUCUCUCGGGUUUUCAUGUACAAGUGGACUGUCAACUGGCGUAUGCUAGAUGAAGCUACCUUUCUGAGCCGGAGGUUAGCAUUCAGCCUUUUGCUUUGUCAGCUCUGCACUCUUGGUGCCUUUGCCCUGUUCCGUUGGUACCGCAGGGAUGGGGGUGCGAUCCCGUUGCUUAGGAGGGCCUUGCAGCGGCCUACCCAAUCCCCAGGGUUAGCUUCCACCACACCUGACUACGUCACAACCGUCCUCAUGACUUCAAAUCUGGUUGGGAUUAUUUUCGCUAGGUCGCUGCAUUAUCAGUUCUACUCCUGGUACGCGCAACAAGUGCCGCUGCUGACUCUUAGGACAAGGUUACCCGGACUUGCAAAAUUGGUCAUUAUCGGCGCAAUAGAAUAUGCAUGGAAUAUUUUUCCCUCUACGCCAUUUUCGUCAAGUAUAUUGCUCGCCGCCAACUCCGCCCUCCUGCUUGGUAUAUACACGGGUUAUCCGGAAGGCAAAAAGUAG